Rotaria sordida is the source of this 954-nucleotide messenger RNA. The record is from the annotation of a GenBank genome assembly. NCBI's taxonomy places the organism in Eukaryota, Metazoa, Rotifera, Eurotatoria, Philodinida, Philodinidae.
AUGGAUAAAGUUCAAUCGAUUAUAUUAUUAAUGAAUGAACUUAUUUAUCUUAAAAUUGAAGGAUAUACAAAUAUAAUUGAAAAUAUUUUUCGAAAUAAUCAAUUAGAAGAAUUUUUUCAAACAAAUUUUACUUAUUUAAAAACAUUUAUAUUUUUUAUUCGUUUUUCAUCAAAUGAAUUUUUAAGAAAUAAUUUAAUUAUUGAUUCAUUAAUAGAACAAUUUCAAAGAUCUUAUUGGAUAUCAAAUUUAAAUUGUUUUAUUAAUUGUGAUUUAAUUAGAAAUUCAAAUCAAAUUCAUUUAUAUUCAAUACCUUCAAUAUAUAAUUAUUUUAAUCAAAGAUUUCAUUUUGUUUAUCAAUUAGAAUUAAAUCUCAAAGAUUUAGAAAUCGUAUCAAUGCAAAUAAAGAAUGAUGAAGAAGAUAAUCGAUUAUUUCCGAAUUUAAAUUAUUUAAAAUUAACAGUGAAUGGUCAAUGUUCAUUGAAUUGUUUUAAAUUACUUUCAAAAUUAGUUUAUUUGAAAAAUUUAGAAAAACUCGUAUUAAUAAUAUGUUUUCGUGGUAAUUAUCUUAAUGUAAUGUUAAAAAAUUUUUUAAUUUUCUUAAAAAAUUUAUCAUAUGUUAAUUCAAUUGAAAUAUUUAAUCGAUGGCAUAGAAUUUUUUCAUUGAUUGAUAUUAAUUAUUUUUGUUCAAUGAUUUCGUCUAAUAUAAAACAUCUUGAUAUUGAUAUAUUCGAUAUAGAUCAUAUUGAAAUUCUUAUUGAUAAACUUGAAAAUGUAUCAAGUUUUAAAUUUAAAUUUGCAUUUGAUAAAUCACUUUAUAUAAAACAAGUUCUUCAAUUAUUAAUAAAUAAAAUAUCUGAUUCAACAUAUAUAUCAGAUAUUCAUUAUUUAUCUAUUUGGAUAUCAAGACAAUUUAAUCGAACUAUGUCAAAUAAACGUAUCAAAUUAACAAAUUAA